GAGAAAUCCAUCACGCAGAGGCCAAGAUCUCGGUGAUUAGAUGCCCGCAUAGGUCUGUGUGCCUCUUUACGAUCAGAAGCUAUAAAACAGAAGCCUCGCUGACCUUCUAACAGACAUCCAGCCUCGUUCCUUCUUUCUUAUACACCCACAUUCGUUUUACUUGCAAACUGUGUUUGCUAUCCAUUCAUUUCUUCCUAGAAUUCGCAGUAUACCACAAUGAAGUACUCUCUGUUCGCCGCCGUUGCGGCAUUCGUUUCCCAAGUCAGCGCAGUUGGCGUUGUCGGUGCUGCUGAGGGUUUCGCAAAGGGUGUUACUGGUGGUGGCAGCGCCGCCCCCGUUUACCCUUCCACAACCGCCCAGCUCAUCAGCUACCUCAGUGAUUCUUCGCCCCGUGUCAUUGUCUUGACCAAGACCUUUGACUUCACGGGUACCGAGGGUACCGUCACUUCCGCUGGUUGCUCCCCCUGGGGCACUGGCUCCACCUGCCAGCAGGCCAUUAACAAGGACGGAUGGUGUGACAACUACCAGCCCAACGCCCCCAAGGUCAGCGGCAUCAAGUACGACAAGGCCGGUGUGCUCGGAAUGACCAUCGCCUCCAACAAGAGUUUGAUCGGUCAGGGCAGCAAGGGUGUUAUCAAGGCUAAGGGUGUCCGUAUUGUGGGCGGAGCCAAGAACAUCAUCAUCCAGAACGUCAGGUUCACGGACAUCAACCCCAAGUACGUCUGGGGUGGUGAUGCUAUCACCAUUGACGGCGGCGACAUGAUCUGGGUUGACCACGUCACCACCGAUCUCAUUGCCCGUCAGCACAUCGUUCUUGGUAACUCUGCCUCCGGCCGUGUCACCAUCUCCAACUGCGAGAUCAACGGUGCUACUUCCUGGUCUGCUACUUGCGAUGGUCACCACUACUGGGCUCUGUACUUCACCGGCUCCAGCGACAUGGUCACCUUCAAGAACAACUACGUUCACCACACCUCCGGCCGCUCCCCCAAGGUCGGUGGCAACACCCUCCUCCACGCUGUCAACAACUACUUCUACGCCGGCUCCCAGCACAUGCUCGAGGCAGGUGCCGGAACCAAGGCUCUGUACGAGGGCAACGUCUUCCAGAACGUUGUUCUUCCCGCUCAGGCCAGCCUUCCCGGCCAGGUCUACCAGGCUACCAGCGCCUCGGCCGCCUCCGCGUGCAGCGCUUCCCUCGGCCGCGCUUGCCAGCUCAACGCCUACGGUACAUCCGGUGCUCUUACCGGUGCUGAUGCCACCUUCUUGACCAACUUCAAGGGCAAGAACAUCGCCGCUGCUGCCGCCGCUGCCAACGCGAAGAACCUCGUCAACACCGCCGGUUACGGACGUAUCUAAAGCCGUUGAUUGGUCUUCCAAGCUUGUUCUUGGUACAAACAAUGGUUCACAGCCUUCGAUGAUGGCUGGUAACAUUAGAGUUGGGGGUUGUGGUUGGAAAGGAGAUUCUUCAUUAUUGUAUACUUCGAUUCUUAGUAAAUAUAUUUAUUGACUGUUCACAUCACUUCCUGCAAGCAUCGUGAUUCAUACCAUGACUUCUUUAAGUUUGAUAGGCGCUGCUCUUCUACAUCAUUGUUUGACUCAUCGCCAUCAUCCAAGUUCACUCGCCGAACUACACGCGGUGGUCGCAAUUGCAACUAACAAUUCCCAUUCAAACCGUGUCUUG
Molecule: messenger RNA, 1678 nt
Organism: Dothidotthia symphoricarpi CBS 119687
Lineage: Eukaryota; Fungi; Ascomycota; Dothideomycetes; Pleosporales; Dothidotthiaceae
Product: polysaccharide lyase family 1 protein
Exons: 3
Coding region: 217-1353 (378 amino acids)
Molecular function (GO): pectate lyase activity
Source: RefSeq, a predicted model, not a curated record